This is a messenger RNA of Plasmopara halstedii, 258 nucleotides long. RefSeq lists its product as uncharacterized. NCBI's taxonomy places the organism in Eukaryota, Oomycota, Peronosporomycetes, Peronosporales, Peronosporaceae. The transcript is spliced from 2 exons. The record is from RefSeq and is a predicted model, not a curated record. Bases 1 to 258 code for a protein of 85 amino acids.
AUGAGACACGUCAGAUGGCGAAUAAAACUCCUCUUUGCGCACAUUGGAUAUGGAAGUCAUCGGCACUCUCGCCAGCUUGUAUCACUUAGUGUUGGAUUGUGGGGCUCCGUCCUUUACGAAGGGAAUAACCAGCAUGCGUUGGUGCCUCGGGGCGUCCAAGUUUGGCAAGCACCUCAUGAUGAUUUUAGAUCAAAGUCACGACGUGAGGUUUUGGUGAGAGUUGGCAUGAUUCUUGCACUUCUGGAUGGGCUAGUUUAG